UAAUACUAAAGUUAAGACGUUCUAGAACCUAGAGCUCUGUUGUUGUUGUUGUUGCUAAGCAACACUCCUUUGGAGCCAGCGUAGUUCACGUUAAAACCACACCUCUUUGUGACGUCAUACAGUGACCAACCCAACAGUCCUCUGCCACUCAUCGGAUCUUCAGAUCUCAGUGAGACACUCGGAGACAGAGGUGUUCAAUCGUCAGUCAACAGGUUUUCAACCUACUAUUGAAGCAUUGUUUACCACUAUGGAUCAUUAUUCUGCCCACAGUUCUGCACACGCUGCAGCUCUGGAAACAGAUUCAGAGAAAUAUCUGGGCAUGGCACCAUGGACAGUGUCAAAUUUGCUUAAAUCAACCAAACGGAAAGCUGUUUCUGAUUAUGAAGUUCCCAGGAAAAGAAUUAGGAUUUCUGAAGAAGAGAUCCAUCUUAGCCACGAUCAGAAAAAAAGACUGAACGCGUUAAAGAGGCAUCUACGUGACGGGUCUGAGAAAGCCUCGUCUCCAGAAAUAGGGAACGUCUUUUCUGACAAUAAACCUCCCAGGAAAAGAAUUAGGAUUUCUGAAGAAGAGAUCCAUCUUAGCCACGAUCAAAUCAAAAGAUCGAACGAGUUAAAAAGGCGUCUACGUGAUGAAUCUGAGAAAGCCUUGUUUCCAGAAAUAGGGAACGUCUUUUCUGACGAUAAACCUCCCAGGAAACGAACUAGGAUUUCUGAAGAAGAGACUCUUCCUACAAAACACCAGAUUCAGGUCAAAUUAGACGGAUUCCCUAAAAGAGAAUCGAAAAGCCUUUUCUCUCCUCACAGUGCCUGGGCUUUAGCUAAAAGUCUAUUUAAAACCAAAUAUAAACAGCAGGAUCAGCUUGGUGAAGGAGGCUGUGGAUCUGUGUACGCUGGAUACCGGAGGUUUGACAAGUUACCAGUAGCAAUCAAACACGUACCGAAGAAAAACAUUGUCUGGACAGACGCAGAUGAGAAUGGAUGGCAGCUCUCCACAGAAGUCGCUGCUAUGUUAAAACUGGAGACAGGAAGAGACCGUUCAAUAGGAAGGUCAGCACCAAUUUCCCUCCUGGACUGGUACAAUCUGAAGAAGGAACUUAUUCUGGUGUUGGAGAGGCCAGUGCCCGCAGUGGACCUCUUAAAAUACAUUGAAAAGAACAAAAAGCCUCUGGAUGAAAAUCAAGCUAAGAUCAUUAUAAAACAGCUGGUUCAUGCUGCUAAACAUCUGGAGGACAACAAGAUUUUCCACAGAGACAUCAAACCAGAAAACAUACUGAUUGAAACUGGAUCAGAAACGCCACGACUUCGCCUUAUUGACUUUGGGCUGAGUUGCUUUACCGACCAAACAUCAGACGGCUGCUUCUACGGCACAGAGAGAUUUGUUCCGGCUGAGUGGCUGUCCGAAGGCGUUUACGACGCCGGACCAGCAACCGUGUGGCAGGUUGGAGCGGUUCUGUACGAAACACUCCACAAGAAAGAGUUCAACUCUGUUAAGUUUGUCAAAAACAAACAAACAAUUAGCAAGCGGCUCUCCAGAGACUGUAGGAGUUUCCUACAGAAAUGUCUGACAAAGAACUCGGGGCGUCGUCCCACCUUAGAGGAGCUCCAGCAUCACCCUUGGAUCUGUUCCCCGGGACCACCCCCCGCUCGGAGAGGUCUCCUUCUCACACCAGCCCUGGCCACAGAUGCUCCUACCUGCAAGCGCUGGUGUCCGGCUCCCUGUGGAUACUCCCGUGGAGGGCGGACGCCCUUCUCCAGCCAAGGUGUGACCUGGAUAAACAUCCUCCUGAGGUCCGGAUCUGAACAAGGGUCCUCUUACGGAGGCUUUUGA
Messenger RNA from Nothobranchius furzeri (turquoise killifish), 1828 nucleotides. The record is from RefSeq and is a predicted model, not a curated record. Lineage: Eukaryota; Metazoa; Chordata; Actinopteri; Cyprinodontiformes; Nothobranchiidae.